UGCCUCGGCCGCCGCCGCCGAUGCGGGGCCGCGAACAAAGAGGAGGAGCCCAGGCGCGAGAGCAAGGUCUGCAAUGGAUGUUACAUGAAUCACUUUAAGGGAUGCACACAGCUAUGAACAUUUCUGAAGCUUUUCCUCAGUAAACUAGAUAAAGAUGGAUGAAUCUGCCUUGUUGGAUCUUCUGGAGUGUCCUGUGUGUCUAGAGCGGCUCGAUGCUUCUGCAAAGGUCUUGCCUUGCCAGCAUACAUUUUGCAAACGAUGUUUGCUGGGAAUCGUAGGUUCCCGAAAUGAACUCAGAUGUCCCGAGUGCAGGACUCUCGUUGGCUCGGGCGUUGAGGAGCUUCCAAGUAACAUCCUGCUGGUCAGACUUCUGGAUGGCAUCAAGCAGAGGCCUUGGAAACCUGGACCUGGUGGGGGCGGUGGCAUGAACUGCACAAGUGCUUUAAGGUCUCAGAGCAGCGCUGUGGCUAAUUGUAGCUCAAAAGAUCUGCAGAGCUCACAGGGUGGACAGCAGCCACGGGUGCAAGCCUGGAGCCCCCCGGUGAGGGGUAUACCUCAGUUACCAUGUGCCAAAGCGUUAUACAACUACGAAGGCAAGGAGCCUGGAGACCUUAAGUUUAGCAAAGGGGACAUCAUCAUUUUACGGCGACAAGUGGAUGAAAAUUGGUACCACGGUGAAGUCAACGGCAUACAUGGCUUUUUCCCCACCAAUUUUGUGCAGAUUAUCAAACCUUUACCUCAGCCUCCACCUCAGUGCAAAGCACUUUAUGACUUUGAAGUGAAAGACAAGGAAGCAGACAAAGAUUGCCUUCCAUUUGCAAAGGAUGAUGUUCUGACUGUGAUUCGCAGAGUGGAUGAAAACUGGGCUGAAGGCAUGCUGGCCGACAAAAUAGGAAUAUUUCCAAUUUCAUAUGUUGAGUUUAACUCAGCUGCCAAGCAGCUGAUCGAGUGGGAUAAGCCUCCUGCGCCAGGAGUCGAUGCUGGAGAAUGCACGUCGGCGGCAGCCCAGAGCAGCACUGCCCCAAAGCACUCGGACACCAAGAAGAACACCAAAAAGCGACACUCUUUCACAUCCCUUACCAUGGCCAGCAAGUCCUCCCAGGCCUCCCAGCACCGCCACUCCAUGGAGAUCAGCCCUCCUGUGCUCAUCAGCUCCAGCAACCCCACAGCCGCUGCUCGCAUCAGUGAGCUCUCUGGCCUUUCCUGCAGUGCCCCUUCUCAGGUUCAUAUAAGUACCACCGGGUUAAUCGUGACCCCACCCCCAAGCAGCCCAGUGACAACUGGUCCCUCCUUUACCUUCCCAUCAGAUGUCCCCUACUCAGCUGCCCUUGGAGCAAUGAAUCCUCCUCUUCCUCCGCCUCCUCUCCUGGCCUCCACACCGCCAGGUGCUGCUGCUGCUGCUGCUGCUGCUGCUGCUGCUGCUGCUGCUGCUACUGGAAUGGGACCCAGGCCCACAGCAGGACCCUCUGAACAGAUUGCACAUUUACGGCCUCAGACUCGCCCCAGUGUAUAUGUUGCUAUCUAUCCGUACACUCCCCGGAAAGAAGAUGAGCUAGAACUGAGAAAGGGGGAGAUGUUUUUAGUGUUUGAGCGUUGCCAGGAUGGCUGGUUCAAGGGGACAUCAAUGCAUACCAGCAAGAUCGGGGUUUUUCCUGGCAAUUACGUGGCCCCAGUCACAAGAGCGGUGACAAAUGCUUCUCAAACUAAAGUCCCUAUGUCUACUGCUGGCCAGACUGGGCGAGGGGUGACCAUGGUCACUUCUUCCACGGCUGGAGGGCCUGCUCAGAAGCUCCAGGGAAACGGUAUGGCUGGGAAUCCCAGUGUGGUCCCCACGGCCGUGGUGUCAGCAGCUCACAUCCAGACCAGUCCCCAGGCUAAGGUCUUGUUGCACAUGAGUGGGCAGAUGACAGUCAACCAGGCCCGCAAUGCUGUGAGGACAGUGGCGGCACACAACCAGGAACGCCCCACGGCCGCAGUGACGCCCAUUCAAGUACAAAACUCUGCCGCUCUGGGCCCCACCUCAGUGGGUCUGCCCCAUCACGCCUUGGCCUCCUCACAACCGCCGCCACCAAUGGCAGGCCCUGUCGCCCACGUUGCUGCUGUCAACCUUAGCCGAGCCGGUGCCCCCCUGGCCUGUGCCGCAGCUGCUUCGCUUACCUCCCCGAGCAUCCCCACUGCCUCGCUGGAGACCGAGCCCAGUGGCCGGGCAGUGACCACCGUCCCUGGAGCGCUCACCUCUCCUGACAGUGCUUUGUCAGCUUGUGGGAACAAUUCAGCAGCCAAGCCAGACAAGGAUAAUAAAAAAGAAAAAAAGGGUUUGUUGAAGUUGCUGUCUGGUGCCUCCACGAAACGCAAGCCCCGAGUAUCUCCUCCAGCCUCCCCCACCCUGGAAGUGGAGCUGGGUGGUGGCGAGUUGCCCCUACAGGGCGCCAUGGGUCCUGAGCUGCCAUUGGGGGGUGCCCACGGCAGGGCCGGCUCCUGCUCUGCGGAUGGCGAGGGCCCGGCCGCAGGGGGAGCACCUCUGACCCAGGAUGCUCUUCAUCGGAAGACCAGCUCCCUGGACUCUGCCGCACCCAUUGCUCCCCCUCCCCGGCAGCCGUGCUCCUCCCUGGGCCCAGUCAUGAAUGAAUCUAGGCCGGUAGUGUGUGAAAGGCACAGGGUAGUGGUUUCCUACCCUCCUCAGAGUGAGGCAGAACUUGAACUUAAGGAAGGAGAUAUUGUGUUUGUUCAUAAAAAACGAGAGGAUGGCUGGUUCAAAGGCACGUUGCAACGAAAUGGGAAAACCGGCCUUUUCCCUGGAAGCUUUGUGGAAAACCUCUGAGGAGAACAAGGACAAGAAGGCUUAAAAAUCAUAUCACACAAUGAAAGAGCACAAAGCAGUGUAAUGGCAAGAGCACAUUUGUGGAAUUCCAGAUGGUCAGGAGAAGAGCAAAGGAUUGGUGUGACUCCAGAGCCCCGGUUACAGCGCUCCCUGCGAACAGUGUCGAGAAGGCUUGGGUUUGGGAUGUGUCUGGAUUCUGAUGUGUGAGGUGUGCCUUGUGCUGUCUGAUCUACACUACAGAGAAAGCUUUUCUUUUUUUAAAGAUAUAUAAUGAAAAUAGACAAUUGUUUACAAGGCUUAACUAAUUUAUUUGCUUUUUAAACUUGAAUUUUUCUUGUAAUAGAUAAAUUCUUUGGAUUAUGAGUUAAGAAAUUAUUAAUUUAUGAAAUGAUAGCUAAGGAGAAGCUGGAUUAUCUCCUGUUGAGAGCAAGAGAGUCUUUUGACCUAGAAUGAACUCCCCUUACCCCGCUGGUGUUAUUUUUCACUUCUUUAAAAAAGGAAAUGCCAGUUCUCCAACUUGGUUUUCCUUUCUUGGGAUACCAAAACAUUACGCGUCUGAAUGAGUAUCAGUAAGGGCCAGGGGUAGGGAGAUAGAAACCCGAGAGAAGUGAAAUGAUCCCGUCUUUCUGGUUCUGUCAGGAAUCACCCUUAAGGCCAAGUCCUCAAUUUAAUUUUGUGGGUUUUUAAUUUUCCUAGAAUGAAAGCAAUGAGGUGAUAAGAAUAAAGCACAACCCUUGAACAAAAAUGUACUCAGAAAUAGAUUUAGUUUUAUAACAGAAACAGCUCAAAUCAUUGAUUGGAAAUUGGGGAAAUUGACGCUGUACUCGCUGUCUGCGAAUGGCUCUGAGAUGUACUCGCCCAUUUCACCCCAAGUGAUCUGCAUGCCCGGGACACAGUUCAAACGUUUGUGAGAUCGUGGUGGUAAGUGAUGCACUUGUGCUGAAGUUAAAGGCUGUAAGAGACACUGUGAAAAGUUUACAUUCAUCCAUUGUGAUUCUUUUCCCACCGUCUUGCAUGUGUUACUGGAUUCCCACAGUAAUGUAGACCGUGCAUGGUGUGUAUAUUUCAUUGCAGUUUCCUCUUGAGGUUAGUUUGCCCUCAGAAUUGACCAAUACAGGAGGUGUAAAAUAAACAACAUUCUUUUCUCUACUCCAAAGCCACUACUGACUAAGGUUCCUAAGUAUACUAACUCCCUCCCUGGCUAAGGCAUCCUUUAGCCAUGCUCACGUCUUAGUGGAACUGCUUCUUUAUUCUCCCAGCUGACAAAUGUGAAGGAUAAGCCCGGAGACCACUCCGGGGACCCUUCUCUUGAGCUCUGGGAGGCUUGGCGAGAGCAAAUGUUGCCCACACCUUACAAUUGUGGCAGGAUCCAGCUGAGCGGGUCUUUUUAUAGCUGCCCUUUGAUGUCAUUGGCCUCUUGUGCCCAUUUCAUUCCGGUGCCACGCCACCGUGGGGCUGAGUAGUCCUAAAACAAAAGGAAGGAAAGCAGCCUGGGAGUGAAUGAGAUCGUUGCCACAGUUUUCUCAUUAAAAAACAAAAAAAUAAAACAAAAAAAAAAUUUCUUUUUUGCUUUUAAGAAUUACAACUGGGAAACAGAAAUAUGAACUGAAAAAUCUUGCACUAGCAAGAGAUUUCACGGUCUUAAAAAGAUACAUUGAUGUGGUGGAAAUGAAAUCAUUCCUAAAUUGACCAUUCUUUUCUUUUUUUUUUAUAAAACACUGUACAUUAUGUUCCUGUGUGUUGAAUUUUUAAAAAAAAUACUUGGAUAUUCAUGUAAUAUAUAAAAGUUUGGUGAGAUGAACUUUAGUUAGGAAAAAAGCUGACAUCAGCUUUCAUCUGUGUAAGUUGACACCAAUGUGUCAUAAUAUUCUUUAUUUUGGGAAAUUAGUGUAUUUUAUAAAAAUUUUAAAGUAAAAAGACUACUACAGGUUAAGAUAAUUUUUUACCUGUCUUUUCUCCAUAUUUUAAGCUAUGUGAUUGGAGUACUUCUGUUAAUAGUUUUCUGGUAUGAAGUUGGUUAAAAUUUCAUCUGUUAAUAGAUCACUUAGAUAAUAUGUAUGGGUUUUCUAUUGGUUUUUUGGAGAUAGUAGGUGGAGAUUUUGUAACAAGGGCUUGUUACACAGCAACAUGGUGAUGAUAAAAUUGCAAUUUAUCAUUCCUUUUCAUGUUAAUAAUUUGAAGACUGGAGAAAAGGUUCAAGAUUAAAAUUUGAUGUUCAAUCUUCAUGCGUCCCUUGUGUCAAUCCUUAAAAUUUAUCUUUUUUCCACUUUUUUUUUAACCCGAGACACGUUGAUUUGACUCCUACUUUAUAACAAUUAUUUGCCUAUAUCUCCAACAGAUUAUGUUGACAGUAAACAAUUUGUUGGUUAUUUUUACUCUUUAACAAAACCUUAUCUGUUUCCAAAUAGUCACCCCCAAAAGAGAAAAACCAGAAUGUGAUGUUACUGUACUAUACCCAGCUUCCUGUUAGGAGACACCAAGUUAUAAAUUAAGGAUCACAGAAUUUGAGUGUGUCAGAAGCCUUUCCAAGAUGUCGGAAAGCACCUUAACUUUGAGCAGUAGAGAUGACUUCCCUAAUUUUAAAUAUUUUCUUCCUCCUUGGCCUCCCCCCAAAAAUAGUGGAAGUAAGAGGAGAUUCAGGAAGAAAACUGAGGAUUCUGAUAAGGCCUCUGGUGUGGCUGAGUAGACCACUGCCUUCGUCAAAUGUCAGCUCUUGCCUCUUCUAAGUGUCUUGAUUUUAUCAUGCAGCAUGGUCUCGAGUGCACUGAGGGUCACUUGGACAAACACAUGACCCCGACGCUAUUAAGAGGAUGAUCAGAUGAUCUGCCUACUGGACAUUUUCUCAGCAAUUGAGGUGGGGAUUUAUGGAGGGAAAAAAGGAAUUCUAGCCCUCUAAUUAAACAUGGAAUGACACCUCUGGAACAAAGGCCAUGCUUCUUCUUUUCCAACCCCUGGAGCAAGGUCAGGUCAAGUGAAGGCCAGCACCUUAUCUUUCCAAUCACAUCUAGUUCAUUUCUUUUGCCAGCGAAAAUUGAAAGCGUAAUGGAAUUACCUUCUCCCUUUUUUUAAGCUCUCAAGGUGCUACAAGACAUAAAGCAAAAACGUCCUUCUAAGUAAAACCAAUUUCCUUAUAAAUUAUAUCACAAAAGCACAUUCAAUAAACUCCCUAAAGGCAGAAACAAAGUGAAGACGGAUGCCUCACCGCCAGCUCACUCUCAUUCUAGCUAAUUCAACCUUCGCCUACAGUCGUUAUUUGUGACUUUUCCUUUCUCGCUAUGGUUUAAUAAAUUCUGUUAAGAACUGAUUAUGAUUGAGAAUCUUGAUUUGGGGCAGAGGGAGGAUUCUGUAUGUCAGUCCUUUUUAAUGUUUUAGAAAGUGCCAACUGACAGCACCCCCAAAUCUGUGGGUCUUUUUGUGAAACAAUUGCUGCCUUGCAGCCACUCUG
Messenger RNA from Talpa occidentalis (Iberian mole), 6266 nucleotides. RefSeq names its product SH3 domain containing ring finger 1 (gene SH3RF1). The record is from RefSeq and is a predicted model, not a curated record. The coding region runs from base 155 to 2821 and encodes 888 amino acids. Lineage: Eukaryota; Metazoa; Chordata; Mammalia; Eulipotyphla; Talpidae. The transcript is spliced from 12 exons. Gene Ontology annotation, molecular function: protein binding.